AUGGGUGCGUACAAGUACGUUUCGGAGCUAUGGAGGAAGAAGCAGUCCGAUGUGAUGAGGUUUCUGCAGAGGGUUAGGUGUUGGGAGUACAGACAGCAACCUUCGAUUGUCCGUCUCGUCAGGCCUACUCGUCCUGACAAGGCUCGUCGUUUGGGUUACAAGGCCAAGCAGGGCUUUGUUGUGUACCGUGUCCGUGUGAGACGUGGUGGACGCAAGAGACCAGUGCCAAAGGGUAUUGUGUAUGGUAAGCCCACAAACCAGGGAGUAACCCAACUCAAGUUCCAGCGUAGCAAGCGAUCUGUUGCUGAAGAGCGUGCUGGACGCAAAUUGGGUGGUCUCAGAGUCGUGAACUCUUACUGGCUCAACGAGGAUUCGACGUACAAGUACUACGAGAUCAUUCUUGUUGACCCAGCUCACAAUGCUGUCCGUAAUGACCCGAGAAUCAACUGGAUCUGCAACCCGGUGCACAAACACCGUGAGCUCAGAGGACUUACCUCAGAAGGAAAGAAGAACAGAGGUCUGCGUGGAAAGGGUCACAACAACCACAAGAACCGUCCGUCUCGCAGGGCUACAUGGAAGAAGAACAACUCUGUGUCCCUUCGUCGUUACCGUUGA
Arabis nemorensis is the source of this 615-nucleotide messenger RNA. Lineage: Eukaryota; Viridiplantae; Streptophyta; Magnoliopsida; Brassicales; Brassicaceae. The record is from the annotation of a GenBank genome assembly.